Molecule: messenger RNA, 1863 nt
Organism: Malania oleifera
Lineage: Eukaryota; Viridiplantae; Streptophyta; Magnoliopsida; Santalales; Ximeniaceae
Exons: 8
Coding region: 33-1619 (528 amino acids)
Biological process (GO): nucleobase-containing compound metabolic process
Molecular function (GO): nucleic acid binding; 3'-5' exonuclease activity
Source: RefSeq, a predicted model, not a curated record
AUUUGAGACGGACACCCAUACACAUUCAACCAAUGGAUCCAAGGUAUCCAUAUCAACUGACGAUUCACCUCGUCACCUCCACCGACUCACCCGAGUUCGCUCACCUGAGUUGGGCCCUGACACGCUCCUCUCUCGUUGCUCUCGAUGCCGAGUGGAAGCCGAUUCGCACUCACCAGCCGUCCUUCCCCAGGGUCUCCCUCCUCCAGCUCGCUUGCCGACUCGGUGCAGCAACAGGCGGGGACUCGACAGAGGGUCACUGCCGCGAGAAUUCCGUGGUUUUUCUACUCGAUCUGUUAGCUAUCCCUCUGCCUUCAAUUUACGAUCUGUUGAGGGAUGUGUUUAACUCGCCUGAUAUUCUGAAAUUAGGGUUUAGAUUCAAGCAGGAUUUGAUAUAUUUGUCGUCCACUUUUUGCUCCGAAGGCUGUGAUCAUGGCUUCGAUAGAGUGGAGCCAUUUAUUGAUAUUACAAGCAUAUGCAAUUUUAUGCAACAUAAGCUGCUGGGAAGAAAGAUACCAAAGGAAACUAAGAGCUUGGCAACUAUUUGCAAUGAAGUGUUGGGUAUUUUUCUGUCAAAGGAACUUCAAUGCAGUGAUUGGUCACAUCGGCCUCUUACAGAAGAGCAAAAAAUAUAUGCAGCUGCGGAUGCACAUUGUCUGCUUGAGAUAUUUACUGCCUUCCAGGUUAAAGUUAUUGGAGAAGAUAUUUCUUUGGACAAGAUUACUGAUCUGCAUUCCUCCAAUGUGGAUCUUGGUCUGAAAGACAUUCUUGGGAAGCCUGAUAUCUCCAAUAAAAUUUUAAGAAGCACAUUUUUUGAAGCUUCAAAAGUUGUCCGAGCUUCUGCUUCUGAACUUACUCAAAGAGUACCUAUUGUAGCAGGUGUAGUUUCCAAAUUAUCAUGUAGAAAUACUAUCCCUAUGGGCCAAUCCCUCUUGAAGAUUGUUAAAAGAUAUGGAGACAAAAUUUUGUUGAAAGAAUCUGACAGCAAACCAAGAAUAUCUAAAAAGAAAGUGAAGAGGACAUCCUCAGCUGGUCUGAAUAGCAAAGAAAAGCUAUUAAAGAAUUUUGAUGGUUGGCAAGGUCCUCCUCCUUGGGAUUCGUCCUUGGGUGGGGAUGGGUGUCCUAAGUUUUUAUGUGAUGUGAUGGUGGAGGGACUGGCAAAGCAUUUAAGGUGUGUCGGUAUUGAUGCUGCAAUUCCAUAUUCAAGAAAGCCCGAAUCCAGAGAGUUACUAGAUCAAGCACGCAGAGAGAAGCGAGUGCUCUUGACACGAGAUGCCAAGCUAUUGAGACAUGAAUAUUUGAUACAAAAUCAAAUAUAUAGGGUAAAGAACCUUCUAAAGAACGAACAGCUACUUGAGGUGAUUGAAAUUUUCCAGUUAAAAAUUUGCGAGGAUCAACUAAUGUCAAGAUGCACCAAAUGCAAUGGAAAGUUCAUUCAAAAACCAUUGACAACUGAAGAGGCUGUUGAAGCCGCAAAGGGUUUCCAAAUAAUUCCAAACUGCUUGUUUGACAAGAAUUUAGAAUUUUGGCAGUGCAUGGACUGCAACCAACUUUAUUGGGAGGGAACCCAGUACCACAAUGCAGUUCAAAAGUUUAUCGACGUUUGCAAGUUGAAGGGGUAAUGUUGGAGGCUGUAUGUAUUUAAGUUAUAAAUAUGUUUGUUUACAUUCAAAAUAAUUUGUUUUACUUCGAACAUUCAUAAACUUUGCUUUUGUGUGAUGACUGAUAUAAUCAGUUAUGACAUCUUACUUUUGUGUAUAUAGAAUUAAUUUGUUUUUCAAAGGGCAAUGAGAAUUGGUUGACCAAACCAGUAUCAUACUUUCAUAUUGAUCCUUUACAGAUAAUGUCAAAUCUUGAUUCAUCGCU